This is a messenger RNA of Alternaria alternata, 418 nucleotides long. RefSeq lists its product as hypothetical. The coding region runs from base 107 to 328 and encodes 73 amino acids. The transcript has a single exon. The record is from RefSeq and is a predicted model, not a curated record. Lineage: Eukaryota; Fungi; Ascomycota; Dothideomycetes; Pleosporales; Pleosporaceae.
CCACGACUAUUCACACAUGCUCACGACACAAAGGUGUUGGAAGAGAGAUAGAAUAGGAGCACGAUGUUGAACUCGCUCAGUUGGUGCAGCGAGCCGCAGAGGUCAUAUGCGGCUCUACGACCCAAGGUUCCCGCGGGGGAGGGGUCCACGGUGGCUAUCACCUGGCUGCCCACGGGUGUCACUUAACAUCAAUCACGCUUCUGGAAUGCGUUGGCGAGAGCAUGUACCACGACCAAGUAUACCAUGCUUCAUUCAAGCGCAUCAGAUUUACUCAUUCUGUGAUGGAUUAUCCGCCUGGGGACUUGUUACUGUUCUCUCGGCAAGCUGAGCUCCCUACAGCGCGAUAACCAGCGGCCCCAUCGUCAUAAGCUCCGCUGAGCUAACCCUGCGCAUCAUUACUAGCCCCGCGCCACUCGCG